Molecule: messenger RNA, 2079 nt
Organism: Heterostelium album PN500
Lineage: Eukaryota; Evosea; Eumycetozoa; Acytosteliales; Acytosteliaceae
Gene: gacI
Product: RhoGAP domain-containing protein
Exons: 5
Coding region: 1-2079 (692 amino acids)
Biological process (GO): regulation of GTPase activity; signal transduction
Cellular component (GO): cytoplasm
Source: RefSeq, a predicted model, not a curated record
AUGUUUAAAAUUUUUGGUGGAAUGAAUAGAAUUACAGAUCAUACUUCAUUGAUGGAUGAAUUACAAAAGAAUUUGGAAAAACAACAACAACAUUUCUUUGCAACAUCACAACAUUCAAAGACAAUUUCAGAAUCACUCAGAAAGUAUUCAGAGACAUCGUCGGGAUUCAACAGUAGAAUUCCAUUGAGUGAUUGUAUGCAACGUGCCACAGAAUGGCAGAACACAAUGAGUGACUGUUUCAAUCAUUUGGGAAAUGUGCUCUACGAUAGAACCACUCAGCCACUGAAAGAAACCAUUCGUAUUCAAUUGGAGAUGGUCAAAGAGGCCAAAAAGCGCUUGAAAAAGAUGGCUCCCGAGAACCAGUCGUCGUCGUCAAAGAUCGAUUUCCGCAAGGAGACCGAAGCCUAUGAGCGCGCCGCCAAAGAAACCGUACAGCUCUACAACGACUCGGAACUGGCACUGGAGAACUCGGCCGUACAAACCAUACUCUCUGCGUACGAGGCAUACUAUGACUUUUUCCAAAAGGGUGCAUUCCAGAUGGCCCGUAUCAAAGUGGAUAUCGACAACUACCGAAAGAUCAUAUUGGAAACAAACAAGGUCGCCGCCAAACUCAGAAACUAUAUACCGAGAAAAACAUUUGGAAUCAAGUUGGAGGAGGUGUUUGCACGUGAGGCACACCGUUCCAUUCCGAUGUUCCUCGAGGAGAUCUUCAAGUACCUCGAGAAGAACGCGCCUUCCGUCGAAGGUAUCUUUAGAAUUAGCGCAGGAAAAUCGGCAAUCGAAGCACUCCAACAAAAGAUUGAAACCAACCAGCCGUUGGAUCUCCACACUAUCCUCGAUACACAUGUAGUUUCUUCAGUUCUCAAAUCAUUUUUCAGAUCAUUACCAGAACCUUUAAUUUAUUAUUCAAAUUAUCAGAAAUAUCUAUCAUUAUCAAGUCAACCACAGAAUACACAUAUUACAGAGUUGAAAAGAUUGAUUUCAUCGCUGCCAGUUGCAAAUCAAAUUGUAUUGAAGAAUGUUUUUGCAUUGUGUAAUACUAUAAAGCAUCACAAGGAUGUGACAAAGAUGGAUUUGAAUAAUUUGGCAGUGGUGAUUGCACCGAAUCUAAUGGAAUCGAUUCCCAAUCUAAAGGCAGAGGAUAUUCAAAAGCCAGAGACCUUUGCAGAGUUCAAUUCAUUGUUUAUCUUGUUGGUGGAGAAUCACCAAUAUAUAUUCCCAUCGCAAUCGAAUCAAGAUCUCUCUGCCAGUAGAAUAAGAGCACAGACAGAGUCGGCCGUCUCAAAGCCACUGCCCGCCACACCACUAAAGUCAUCGACUGCCAACAUGUCACCGACAUUGACAUCCGUCUCCACUACACCGACAUCGACAUCAACACCCAAUCUCCAACAAGAAGUUGCAACCGAUUCAACACCACAUGCAAUACCUGUAUCAUCACCAACCAUCCCAACAGCAUUAACAGCAACAACAAACAACAAUAAUAACAAUGUACAAACACCACCAGAUCAUCAACAAAACAACAAUGAAAGUAGUAAUACACCAACAGUUUUUAGUCCAUCAACUACAUUAUUGAAUGAAUUGGAUCAAGAUACAGCUACAGUUAUAACACCUCCGCGAUUCUCCUCACCUAUGGAUAAGAAGAAAAAGAGUAUACUACUGACUAGAGACGAUGGUGACAUAUUAAAGCCAAUAGAUAUGCAGAUUCACUUUAUGAAUAUCAACAGUAACUUUACCAAACUUAAAACCAUUGUAGAAAAUAUUAAAACAACAGAAGAAGGAAUCUAUUUAAUUAAAUUAUCUAAAAAGAUUUCUGAUAUAUCAAGUAUAAUUCAAAGAAUUACAAAGUAUUCAUUCAAACGAGAUAAACCAACAGUACAUAUUGAUGAUGAUAAGAUUGCCAAAGCUAAAAAGACAUUGAUAUACACUCAUGACAAUAAUAUCGAUCUAAUUGAAGAUGCUAAAAUAAUUUAUGAAACCUGUGAAAAUAUCGAUAUCUGUAAAGAACUAGAAGAACACAUCGAACAAUUAGAUGCAAUUUUAAUUAGUGAAAUCGAUAUUAUCACAAGACAAUCAUCAUAA